AUGCCGAGCGAGGAUGCGAUCCUCAAGAACAAGACGCUGCAGGCGUUGACGCGGCUCGGGGACAGGGACACCCAGCGCGUGGCCGUGAAGGAGCUCGAACGGCUGGCCACGAACGCGCAGGAGCCCGACCACGUCACCACAAUCGUGUUGUGUCUCUGCGAGGAGCUCGUCGCCGCGCCCAAGGCGAGCGCUAGGCGCGAGAUCCUCCGCCUGUUUGACCGGGUGUGCGCCUUGCAAGGAGAGAACGCGCUCGUGCAUCUACCGCGGAUGGUAUCCUCCGUCUGCCGCAGGUUCAAGGACCCGGACAUCAACGUGUCCGACGCGUGUGUGGAUACCAUGGGCUCACUGGCCGAGUUCACGUGCAGGCUCCCGCCUCGCAUCGACAAGACCGUCGCCACAGGGCCGGACUCCAUCGGAGCCAACUUCCUGAGGCCCAUCCUCGACGUCCUGCACGAGACGAACAGCAAGCAGGCGCAGGACACCGCGUGCAGGUCCAUGGCGCGGGUGAUCCGCCGCUGCGGACCCGGCCGGGGUAACGCGGACGCCCCAUCGGGCAACAACUGGUACCCCGACGGUGGCGUAGGUAAACUCGCGGCGAGACUUGCCAGGGCGUCGGAGCUGCCAAACUUUCACGCCAAACCAGCGCUGCUCCACGCGUUGACAGCCCUCUUCGCGGCGGCGGGCGGUGCGUGCGGCGCGCACCUGCCCGCCGUGCUGGGCGUGUCCCCAUCGACGGCAAGUACGGGCGGUGCCGACUUUGGUGGGGGUGCCGACUUUGGGGGUCCACCCAACUUGGCCGACGGGGGCGGCGUGCUCGCGGCGCUGCGGUCGGACGAGUGGCCCACUCGCCGCGCCGCCGCGGAGGCCCUCUCCGCGCUGCUGUACGCGCUGGGACCGCUGCUCGAUAACGUUCACGUGACGCUCACGCCGCUCGGGACCGCGAUCGAGCGCGCGCUGGAGGACGGGAGGCACGACAAGGUCAAGCCGGCGAGGGACGCCGUGGUUAAGGCGUUGGCGUUGUCGCGGGAGCUCCGGAACUUUCGCGAAAAGGGACCGGGCGGCGACGACGUGUCCGCGUGGAGGAACUGGUGUAGAGAGGAGCUCGGCGAGGGCAUCGCGGACGUGGGCGAACACGUGGGCGGGGGAGUUGGGGCGCGGGCGGGUCUUAAGCCCGGCGUAACAUCCCCGCGGCGGCCCCGCGGGCACGGCGCCGGCACCGCCAGGAGGGAACUCAGCGAGGCGUUCAUGGAGGCGCACGCGCCGAGGGAACUUACCGGAGAUGGGGACGUCGUGGAGGUGGCCGUGCCGAAGAACCCGCCGCCGCCGCACGUCGUGCGAAACCCCGGGAUGCUCGCGGAGGCGGCGGCGUCGGCGGAGUGCGCGAGCGCGACGAGCACCCGCGGGGGAUGGGAGGUUUCAGACGGAGGAGCCGCGACGGGUCCGACGGAUGACAAAAACGGCGAUGAUGACAAAAACGGGGAUGAUGACAACAACGGGGAUGAAAACGUCGCGCCUCGUCAAGGAACGCGUCAGGGGCUGGAGGGACAUGGGUCGAACCAGGGACGAGGGGCGAACGACGCGGGGAUUCCACCCCGCGCGCCCUUGCUUCCACCCUCGAAGCGACCCCCCGUCGCGGCGAGGGAGACGCCGCGGGCGAUUGAAGAAGACGACGAAGGCGACGACGCUUGGGACGCGCCGAGGUGGAUGACGCUCGCCGAGGAGAUCGGACGCGGCGGCGGCGGCGGCGGCGUCGUCGUCCGCGUCGAGGGAGUGUCGCGCACGGACGCGAGCGUCAUCGUCGCGGCGACGAACGACGGCGACGAUGACGCGUCGGUGGCGGCGGCGAACGACUCCCGGGUCUCGGAACGCGCGACGGAUGAGGAGGUCGCCGCGCUGAGGAGACAGAUGACGGCGCUCGCGCAGGCGCAGGCCACCGUGCUCGAGCGCAUCGGGGUUUUCGUGCAGGAAUCGUCCGCGGCCAUCGCAAAUCUCACCGCUCGCGUCGAGGGCGCGGAGCGCGCGGUGGUGGACGCGGUGGAGCGGGUGGAGUUGAUGGAGAACCAGGUCGGCGCGGCGGUGAGCGCGGGAGCGACGGUGGCGGCAUCCGCGGCUGCGCUCGCGGCGGCGCACCCGGACACGGCGAGGCUCGCCGAGGAGCGCGCCGCGCUGGAGAGGGAGAAGGUGCAGUUGAGGGACGCGGCCGCGCAGUUGGAACGAGCGGCGUCCAACCUGGAGAGGGUGGUGCCCCCGCCCAGACGCUAA
This is a messenger RNA of Micromonas commoda, 2262 nucleotides long. RefSeq lists its product with no specific name. The transcript has a single exon. Bases 1 to 2262 code for a protein of 753 amino acids. NCBI's taxonomy places the organism in Eukaryota, Viridiplantae, Chlorophyta, Mamiellophyceae, Mamiellales, Mamiellaceae. Gene Ontology annotation, cellular component: microtubule. The record is from RefSeq and is a predicted model, not a curated record. Gene Ontology annotation, molecular function: microtubule binding.